AUGUCCUCCGCCCCAAACGUCCCGGCCUGGAAACGAUUGGGCCUCAAGCUCAAGCAGCCCGCAUCCGGCGCAGAGAUUGGCGGCCCUGCUCCCGCCGAGGGAUCGAAGCCCAACGGGCAACAACACCACGACCGGGACGCCAGCGGCCCCGUCGUCAACGCCGCCUACGCCUCGCCGGCCGCCGCCGCCGCCGCCAAAAGGAAACGUCUCGAUCAGCCUAUUCCUCCCCCUGCGUACAACUCCUCCCCCUUCAAAAGGACCCGCACCGACGGCGACAGCAAUGCAACCCCGACCCUGAGGAAGCAGAAGUCUGUGACGUUUGCCGACGACGUCAAGAACACCGCCACCGACCUCAAGAAGAAGAAGAAGAGCUCCAAGCCGGCCAAGCCAGCGACUCAGCAGCCGACCGCCGACAUCAAACCCUCCCUUGAGUACCUCAAGACCUGGAAGUUCUCCCGCCAGACGUGGAAGUUCAACAAGAACUACCAAACGAUCCUAAUGAAGCGGGUCUUCCACCCCGACGCCAUUCCGUCGAGCGAUAUUGGCACCUUUUACGAAUACAUUCAAGAUCUCAAGGGCUUCACGCGGUCGCGGUUGUUGGAGACGGCGGCGGAAGUGAAGAAGGAGGAUACCGAGAAGGGAAAGGCUGCCUUCCCCGUAGGCACGCCGGACAUGGACUCGAAGCAGUCAGAGUACGAAAAGGUACUGGCCGGUCUCAUGCAGCUCGGCAACAGCUCCGGCUCCAAGAGGAAGCGCUUCGACGAAGCCGGCUUCGUGUCAGAGUCUACGGACGUCGCCAUUACCCAGAGAGUCAUCAAGCGCAUGCGUGCCGAGACGAUAUUGGAGGAAAUGUCCAACAGCGAAGACAGCGAUGCCAUGACCAUUGACACGGAGGAGACGGCCCCUCCAGCUCAGGCGGCGGCGGCGGCGCCCCAGGAGGAGUCUCUUGACAAGCGGGUCAAGCUCAAUGAUGGUACAACGAAGGAAAAGCCCACCCGUCGUCGCAAGAGGCGUACCAACGUUGACGAUUCGAGCUCUGAAGAAUCCUCGGAUUCUGACUCUUCAGACUCGGAUAGCGAUAGCGAUUCCGAUGAGGAAUCAGACAACGCGAGUGAGGUACAGCGCCAGGCCGCUCAGCGAGAGGCCGAGACUUCGAGCGAGUCAUCGUCGUCUUCGGAGGAGCAGGAUGAUAGCAGCGAGGACGAGAGCGAGGAAGAGGAGGAAGUUCCCAAGAAGCGGACAGGGUCGAAGAAAUAG
This is a messenger RNA of Colletotrichum orchidophilum, 1257 nucleotides long. RefSeq lists its product as uncharacterized. The transcript has a single exon. The record is from RefSeq and is a predicted model, not a curated record. The coding region runs from base 1 to 1257 and encodes 418 amino acids. NCBI's taxonomy places the organism in Eukaryota, Fungi, Ascomycota, Sordariomycetes, Glomerellales, Glomerellaceae.